AAUGGGCCACCAUUGGUAUUUUGGGUGCUUUCCAAAAUUUUCUCUUAUAUCUAUAUUGUUUCUUCCAUUAAAAUCUCUCCGUUUUGAUGGCUAUGGUUUCUCUUCUGUACUCCCAUUUCUUCUUUACAUAUAUACAUCUUGUUUCUUUUUCAAUUUUUCAAUUCCCUCUUCAAUAAUGAAUCCAAUAGAAAUCAACCCUGAGCAAGACAAAGUCCACGAUGCCGAUCAGAAGAUUAUUCCCAACGGCGGAUGGAGGGCCAGUCAAGAUGGAGAUGUCGAGGCGGGAAAAAGUAGUGAAAACAAAGAAGAUUCGGAUUCCACUGAAGUUAAUAAAACCCCAGAUUCCGACGUUGCUAAGGAGGCUGAUCAUCAAAUCAAUUGCAAUGGCCAUAAUAAAUACAUUCCGACCAGCAAGGCUCAAGUUCCUCUCCCGAAACCGGAGCCACCGAAGCCAAAAAUGGAGCGUUCGCAGUCAUUGUCCAUCGCCGAAAGCAUGCCUUUGAUAGGGAAAUACAUAAGAGAUCGGAGCAGCAGCUUUUCAGCGGCGAUCAUGAACCGUUUAUCGUCGCUAAAAGAAGGCAGUGGCGAUUUCGUGUUGAAGAACGACUCGUUAAACUUCGAGGUAACGGAGUUCAAAAUCCCCGGCGUGAAAGUCAUAGUAAAGCUGAAAAGCGAAGAGGAAAGGCUAGAAGAACAAAUAAGUGGUCAAAUAACGUUGUUCACGAAGUCCAACUGCGAACACUCGAUCGCUGCUCGUCAAUUCUUUAAAGAAAAAGGGCUUAGAUACGUGGAAAUAAACAUCGAUGUGUUUACCAAAAGUGGGAAUGAAUUGAUGGAAAGAACGGGGAGUUGCGAAGUGCCUCAGAUAUUCUUUAACGAUAGCUUGAUAGGCGGAUUGGCGACGCUGAAAUCGUUGAGUGAGAGUGGGGAAUUGCAUGAGAAAAUGAAGGAAUUGUUGGGUCCGAAAUGUCCCGAAGAAGCACCCAAAGUACCGGUUUAUGGAAUUAACGAUGAGGAAGACAAAGAAGAUGAAUUGGUGGGGGUAGUGAGGUUUCUGAGACAGAGCUUGCCCAUUCAGGACCGUCUGAUUAAGAUGAAAAUGGUCAAGAGUUGCUUUGCUGGUCCUGAUGUGGUGGAAGCCAUUAUUAACCACCUUGACUGCGGCAGAAGAAAGGGCAUUGCAACAGCGAAGAUGAUGGCCCAGAAGCACUUCAUCCACCAUGUCUUUGGGGAAAAUGAUUUUGAGAAUGGGUACCAUUAUUAUCGUUUCCUAGAACAUGAACCAUUUAUAAUGGGAUGCUUCAACUUUAGAAGUUCAACCAACGAUAAUGAACCAAAACCUGCAUAUUUUAUUGCGGAUAGGCUUUCCAAGUUAAUGUUUUCCAUUGUGGAAAUGGAUGGCUAUGUUUCUUACGAUAGACUCCAUGUCGAUUAUUUCCGCAUCAGCAAAAGUGAAGAAUUCCGCAGGUAUAUAAAAUUGACUCGGGAUCUGCAAAGGAUAAAUCUUCAAUUAUUCACACCAAAUGAGAGGCUAGCCUUCUUCUUGAACCUAUACAAUGCAAUGGUGAUCCAUGCUGUGAUCAGCAUCGGCCAUCCCGAAGGAAUACUUGAUAAUAAAGCCUUUUUCUUGGAUUUCCAGUACGUCAUUGGAGGCUACCCUCAUUCCCUCAGCAUCAUUGAGAAUGGCAUCCUCAGAAACAACCGAAAAUCCCCUUUUUCUUUGACCAAACCCUUUAGUAAAGAGGACCGCCGUUUACAUCUGGUUCCUAUGAGAGUGAAUCCAUUGAUUCAUUUCGGAUUAUGCAAAGGAACAAGAUCAAGCCCCAAGCUUAGGUUUUUCACUGCUCACAACGUGGAAGAUGAGCUCAUAUCUGCAGCCAAGGACUACUUUCAGAGUGAAGGGAUAAAAAUUGAUAGGGAACUUAGAACUGUUUAUUUAACUCGGAUCAUCAAGUGGUUUAGCCAAGAUUUUGGAGGACAAGAGAAGGAAAUCUUGGAGUGGGUCCUGAAUUACUUGGAAGGAAGGAACGCCAAGCUUUUGAAGACUAUGUUGGGUGAUGGAGACCCUAUUACCAUUGUGUAUCAGGAUUAUGAUUGGUCUGGUAAUUUGUGACUCACUGCCCCUGCUUUUUAAUACGGGCAAUCGUUUCAUGCUAUUUUUUCUGAUGGCAGAAGAUUUGGGAUGAAAUCAUUUAACCAAAAUAGGUUUAUAUUGAUUAAGAAAAAAUACAGGAAGAAGCUGCAUUUAGCAUAGAGGUUUUUAUUUAGUUAUUUAUUUAUUCACAUUAUAAAAUAUUGUUUUAAAAAAAAAAAAUUGUAAUGGGAAAUAAAAAAAAGAGAGAUGGUUGUUGUCAUGCAUAUGCUAUAUUUUUUUACUGGUUAAUGUAAUUAUUCUUUAAUA
Messenger RNA from Gossypium arboreum, 2401 nucleotides. RefSeq lists its product as uncharacterized. Gene Ontology annotation, biological process: intracellular signal transduction. Bases 2 to 2113 code for a protein of 703 amino acids. Lineage: Eukaryota; Viridiplantae; Streptophyta; Magnoliopsida; Malvales; Malvaceae. The record is from RefSeq and is a predicted model, not a curated record. The transcript is spliced from 6 exons.